AUGGGAAUACCAGUCCGAGAGAACUCGCCAGACAUGCCGGCUACGCUCGCACCUGCCGCCAACGGCACGAAUGGCGCCAAUGGUGACAGAAUGAACGGAAGCAGAACACCAGCACCAUACUCGGCUGACCAAAACAUCAAGCGCUUCGGCGCUCCUUCCAGCGCUGGUAGCCCUCUACAAGAUGUUCUGUUCCACAAUAAGUCAAGAUGCUUUGUCUACGGCAUGCAGCCCAAGGCUGUCCAGGGAAUGCUCGACUUCGAUUUCAUCUGCAAGCGAUCGACACCCUCCGUAGCCGGCAUCAUCUACACAUUCGGCGGCCAGUUCGUCAGCAAGAUGUACUGGGGCACCAGCGAGACCCUUCUGCCUGUCUACCAAUCAGUAGACAAGGCUUUCGAGAAACACCCAGAUGUCGACACAAUCGUCAACUUUGCGUCGUCACGAUCAGUCUAUACUUCUACGAUGGAGCUCAUGAACAUUCCCCAAGUGCGAUCGAUCGCCAUCAUCGCCGAAGGUGUCCCUGAACGACGUGCCCGCGAGAUCAUGGUCACCGCAAAGGAGAAGGGCAUCACAAUCAUUGGCCCUGCCACAGUCGGUGGUAUCAAGCCCGGUGCAUACAAGAUCGGCAACACUGGUGGUAUGAUGGACAACAUUGUUGCUUCGAAACUCUACCGCAAGGGCUCAGUUGGCUACGUCUCCAAGUCCGGUGGUAUGUCCAACGAGCUGAACAACAUCAUCUCACAAAACACCGACGGUGUGUAUGAGGGCAUUGCCAUUGGUGGCGACAGAUAUCCAGGCACAUCAUUCAUCGACCAUUUGCUCCGAUACCAGGCCGAUCCGGAAUGCAAGAUUCUUGUUCUACUCGGUGAGGUUGGUGGUGUUGAGGAGUACCGUGUUAUUGAGGCGGUCAAGAACGGCACAAUCACCAAGCCGAUCGUUGCGUGGGCCAUCGGUACUUGCGCUGGCAUGUUUAAGACCGAGGUGCAAUUCGGUCACGCCGGUGCAUCCGCCAACUCACAGCUCGAGCAAGCUACUGUCAAGAACGAGUCGAUGCGAAAGGCCGGCUUCUUCGUUCCAGAGACCUUCGAAGAUAUGCCCAACGUGCUCGCCGAGGUCUAUCAGAAGCUUGUCAAGCAGGGUACCGUCAAGCCUGCACCAGAGCCAAUCCCACCCAAGAUUCCCAUCGAUUAUGCUUGGGCGCAGGAAUUGGGUCUUAUCCGAAAGCCCGCUGCUUUCAUCUCCACAAUUUCAGACGACAGAGGUCAGGAAUUGCUAUAUGCCGGUAUGCCAAUCUCAGACGUCUUCAAGGAGGACAUUGGUAUUGGCGGUGUCAUGUCUCUUCUGUGGUUCCGCAGACGUCUGCCACUCUACGCCAGCAAAUUUUUGGAAAUGGUUCUCAUGCUCACAGCCGACCACGGUCCAGCUGUGUCAGGAGCUAUGAACACCAUCAUCACAACUCGUGCCGGAAAGGACUUGAUCUCCUCUCUGGUUGCUGGUCUUCUCACCAUCGGUUCACGAUUCGGUGGUGCGCUUGACGGAGCAGCCGAGGAAUUCACAAAGGCCUUCGACAAGGGCUGGUCACCAAGAGAAUUCGUCGACACGAUGCGAAAGGAGAACAAGCUCAUCCCAGGUAUCGGCCAUCGCGUCAAGUCACGCAACAACCCCGAUCUUCGUGUCGAGCUCGUUAAGGAGUUCGUCCUCAAGAACUUUGCUUCGCACAAGCUUCUGGAUUAUGCUAUUGCCGUUGAGACCGUGACGACCUCGAAAAAGGACAACCUUAUUCUCAACGUUGACGGCUGCAUUGCUGUUUGCUUUGUUGACCUGCUCCGUAACUGCGGUGCGUUCUCGCCCGAGGAGGCUGAGGACUAUCUCCGCAUGGGUGUUCUCAACGGUCUUUUCGUGCUCGGUCGAUCGAUUGGUCUGAUCGCCCACUUCUUGGACCAGAAGCGUCUGCGGACUGGUCUGUACCGUCAUCCUUGGGACGACAUUACUUAUCUCCUUCCCCAGCUCGCCAAGGGCGGCCUUGGCAACGAAGGCAGAGUCGAGGUCAGCGCUGCAUAA
This is a messenger RNA of Cyphellophora attinorum, 2058 nucleotides long. Its product is annotated as putative ATP-citrate synthase subunit 1. Gene Ontology annotation, molecular function: ATP citrate synthase activity. Gene Ontology annotation, cellular component: cytosol. The record is from RefSeq and is a predicted model, not a curated record. The transcript is spliced from 3 exons. Bases 1 to 2058 code for a protein of 685 amino acids. Gene Ontology annotation, biological process: acetyl-CoA biosynthetic process; tricarboxylic acid cycle; fatty acid biosynthetic process. NCBI's taxonomy places the organism in Eukaryota, Fungi, Ascomycota, Eurotiomycetes, Chaetothyriales, Cyphellophoraceae.